Molecule: messenger RNA, 3433 nt
Organism: Cryptomeria japonica (Japanese cedar)
Lineage: Eukaryota; Viridiplantae; Streptophyta; Pinopsida; Cupressales; Cupressaceae
Product: probable xyloglucan glycosyltransferase 8
Exons: 5
Coding region: 450-2555 (701 amino acids)
Cellular component (GO): Golgi apparatus
Molecular function (GO): glycosyltransferase activity
Source: RefSeq, a predicted model, not a curated record
CGAUAUUCGUAACGCAGUAAAAGAAAAACUGGCAUAUACGUAAUGAAUAUACGCAUAGAUAUAGGGCAGGCGCGCAUAUGUACGUUGUGAUAUAUACACAUAGAUUGGGCAGCGCGGGGCAGGGUCGGGCAGGGGAUAGUUGGCAGGCGCAUUGUAGUGCAGAGAGAGGUCUUCGCGUGUAUAAUGUUUGAGAGUGAUUGUAUGGGUAUGGUGUGUGAGAUAUGCUCCUAGGGUUUGGGAAAGCAGUUAGUUACAGAAGGGCGGCUGAGGAGUAGGAGGGGCUCGAAAUAUUCGGAUCGAAUCUCACUGCUGUUGUGAGAUCUGGCUGUAUAAAACAUCGGCGUGCAAUGAGGGUUUGUUUAACACAAGUAGUUUUGAUGGUCUGUGAGAUUUCGUUCUAGUGUGUUUUGUGGGACCUUAUGUGACGGUGGGGUGUGGCCUGUGUGUUUAUGGCGCCUAAUUUUGAGUUUCAGGAAUGGUGGAGCAAGGAACGAGAGAUACACAGGGGGACCUCUGUGGUGGUGAAAAUGGAGAACCCGAAUUGGUCAAUGCUGGAAUUAGAGAGCCCUGACGACGCUAAUGCUGACAGUAAUUUCAGUGCACAAGAUAAAGUGGGGAGGGGUAAGAAUGCCAAGCAGCUCACAUGGGUUUUAUUGCUCAAAGCACACAGAGCUGCAGGCUGUGUUGCGUGGCUUGCGCAGGGGCUCUGGAGCCUGCUUGCAGCUGUGAAAAGACGGAUUUACUUAGAUAAAAGGAGUGGUAAUAGAGAGGAGGGUAACAAGAGUAGGUUCUAUAGAGUGAUCAGAGGGUUUCUCGUAUUUGCUUUGUUAAUGCUGGGGUUUGAGAUCGUGGCUUACUGGAAAGGAUGGCAUUUCAGUCGCCCCCAUUUGCAGAUUCCCACAACUUCGGCAUUGGACUUGCAGGGUCUUUUGCAUUCGGUGUAUACUACGUGGGUUUUCAUCAGGGCUAAUUAUCUUGCACCCCCUCUUCAGACUUUGGCUAAUGUUUGCAUUGUGCUGUUCCUCAUUCAGUCGUUGGAUAGGAUGAUUUUGUCGCUGGGUUGUUUGUGGAUCCGGCUUAAGAAGAUCAGGCCUGUGCCUCAGUUUGAGUUUGCGGAUGGUGAUCUAGAGCAGGGCGGAAAGUUAGAGGACUAUCCGAUGGUGCUUGUGCAGAUUCCUAUGUGCAAUGAGAUGGAGGUUUAUCAGCAAUCUAUUGCUGCAGUGUGUAACCUAGAUUGGCCAAAGGAGAGGAUGCUUGUGCAAGUUCUUGAUGACUCCGAUGAUGUAGAUGUGCAGUUGCUCAUUAAGGCAGAAGUUCAAAAGUGGCAACAGAGGGAUAUUAACAUUUUAUACAGGCACCGAGUGAUCCGCACUGGGUACAAGGCAGGGAACUUAAAGUCUGCAAUGAAUUGUGAUUAUGUGAAGGAGUAUGAGUUUGUUGCCAUUUUUGAUGCCGAUUUUCAGCCCAGUUCAGAUUUCUUGAAAAAAACUGUUCCACAUUUCAAGGGCAAUGAUGAUUUGGCACUAGUGCAAGCAAGAUGGGCCUUUGUCAACAAGGAUGAGAAUUUAUUGACAAGGUUACAGAAUAUAAACCUGUGCUUUCACUUUGAGGUGGAGCAGCAGGUUAAUGGUGUGUUCAUCAAUUUCUUUGGUUUCAAUGGUACUGCUGGUGUCUGGAGAAUCAAGGCCCUUGAGGAAUCUGGGGGAUGGUUGGAAAGAACUACUGUGGAGGACAUGGAUAUUGCUGUACGAGCUCACCUCAAUGGAUGGAAAUUCAUAUUUCUGAAUGAUGUUGAGUGCCUUUGUGAGCUUCCAGAGUCAUAUGAAGCUUACAGAAAACAACAGCAUCGGUGGCAUUCUGGUCCAAUGCAGCUAUUCCGUUUGUGUCUUCCAGAUAUAAUCCGUUCUAAUAUUGGAUUUUCAAAGAAGGCCAACUUAAUAUUCCUCUUUUUUCUGUUGCGGAAGCUUGUUCUUCCUUUCUAUUCGUUCACUCUUUUCUGCAUCAUCCUUCCAAUGACAAUGUUUUUGCCGGAAGCGGAGUUACCAGCUUGGGUCAUAUGCUAUGUACCUGCUAUCAUGUCUUUUUUGAAUAUUCUGCCUGCUCCAAGAUCAUUCCCUUUCAUUGUCCCAUAUCUUCUCUUUGAAAACACAAUGUCUGUAACUAAGUUCAAUGCUAUGAUCUCUGGACUCUUUCAACUUGGUAGUGCCUAUGAAUGGGUGGUGACAAAGAAGCUGGGUAGAUCAUCAGAAGCUGAUUUAGUUGCUUUUAUGGAAAAGGAAUCACGCCCACAAUUAGAACGUCCAAGGCAUCAGCGUGGUGUCUCAGAAUCUGGCCUUGAUGUUCUGAACAAAUUAAAUGAGCAACAGCAGAAGCAACCUUUGAAAAAGAAGGCUAAUCGGCUUUAUAGGAAGGAAUUGGCUUUAGCUUUUCUUCUUCUCACAGCUGCUGCCAGGAGCUUAUUAUCAGCCCAAGGAAUUCAUUUUUACUUUUUACUGUUUCAAGGCGUAUCAUUCCUCCUGGUUGGCUUUGAUCUGAUUGGGGAACAAGUGAGUUAAUUCCCAUUGCACAAAAAGCUCGGGCAAUUUUGUUGAGUUGCCUUGGUUUUGUGAUGUUCAUUGACCCUGGAGACCUGUUGUUAGGGGAAGAUGCAAGUCAAGCACAACUUUGAAUAAACACAGCUGCAGGUCUUGUAAUUUCAGAGUGUUGUUUUGCAUAUAUAUUAACAUGAUGGAGAUUUAUUGGCACUUGAUCAUUCCUGGCGGUAAUUGUGCUGAAGGGGUCUUUUUCAAAUAUGGUUAAGAACUUAAGAUGAAGCCAUCCACCAGCAACCUGGGGGAGUGAGAUUAUAUCAGAAUUGUCACCUAAAAUUUGUAUGCUUGUUAGAAGGCAGCAAGGUUUUUAUUGCUACAGCUACACAUCAUCAUUUAUGGUUGAUUUUUCUGCAAGAGGUGAUGCUUUCAGCAAGAUUCGGCCAUUUUUGGGAUAUUAAUUCAGUGUUCAACUCACAGUGGGAGUAUCUCUUAACCAUUGGUAAUGUCUGUAGAUUUUUGCCUUACUCCUGAUGUAUCUUAGAAUCCAGUCUGCCAGCACAAUUCUUUAUUAGCUUCCCUAUUCUUGUGAUUCUUGGUCCAUUCUUUUGUUUAAAAUUUAGAAACAUUUUUUAACAGUUGUGCGCCCUUAUCGAUAAGGUCUAGGAUGAAUGGUUGAGAUGACAAAUUUAUAUUCUGGCCCAUUUGGCAGAUAUGUAGUUAUGCUAUUUUUAUUGUUAGAUGUAAUUUAUAUUUGUAUAUCCAUUGCCCAUUUGGGGCAAACCAGGCAAAUUGACGGCAUCUCUCUGUUUUCUCUUCUGUAAUCUUUAAGAUCUCUGACAUGCAUCCGUUGUAUCAGAUCCAUUGCUCACAACUCACUAUUUAUAUGUCCAUUCUUAUUCUCA